AUGGCUCGAACAAAAACCCAGAUGACUGCUGAGGCCGCUGCUCGGAUCCAAGCCAAUCAGAAGAAAGGUGGCAAGGACGACGGUUUUGCAGCCCGCGCCAAAGCUGCUGCCAUGCGGAACGCGAGGGCAGCCCAGACUCACAACGCCCAAGCGGACCAAUCCGGCCAGCAGCGUCAUUACAGUAGUGGCUAUGGCCAGCAGAGAUCCUCAUGA
Messenger RNA from Pestalotiopsis fici W106-1, 213 nucleotides. RefSeq lists its product as uncharacterized. Lineage: Eukaryota; Fungi; Ascomycota; Sordariomycetes; Amphisphaeriales; Sporocadaceae. The transcript is spliced from 2 exons. The coding region runs from base 1 to 213 and encodes 70 amino acids. The record is from RefSeq and is a predicted model, not a curated record.